Molecule: messenger RNA, 286 nt
Organism: Vitrella brassicaformis
Lineage: Eukaryota; Vitrellaceae
Source: the annotation of a GenBank genome assembly
GGAUUCUCGUGUGUACGAGCCGUUGCUGUCUCAGGAGUGGACGGACGAGAGCGGCCUGCUGCUCGACCUGUCCGUGUAUGAGAUGGAGGACCCACUCGAGCUGGGCGACGCUUCGGAGGCCAUGCAGGGCGAGGCCAUGGACGAGGAGCACGGCGCCGACGAAGAGGAGGCAUGACGGAUGGAGGCUUGAAUGGAUUGACACGUCGCUGUCAAUGCAUUGAUGCAUUCGACUAUUCAGGGUUGGGUGACCGAUUGUUGGAUGUGUUCAGAAUUCACUCUGGGUUCA